CGUCAUUCUGGGCUCUGCGCCGGUCCUUACGCCAGGGAAAAGCUGACUAUAGAGUAUUUUCAGACAUUCUCUCUGCCAGUGCUAGUUUGAUGACUGGUGGGAGCAUUGCGGUAUCCACAGUUCCUACAAAUAAUAUUAGAACUGUGCCAAAACCAGCAAAUACUGCCCUGUCUGUGCAGGCAUCUACAUCACCAGUUACCGUAGGCUCUGCUGUUGUUUCAGAAGAGUUGAAAAUGCAACCUGAAGGUGAAAAUACAUUAAAGGAGGACAACAGUGAUGGGGAAGUCACGGAGGCUAAGCCUGAAGCUGAGCAAGAAACAGAGACGAGUCGCUCACUUAAGGAACUUUUAUCACAGGUAGCAGAACUUGAUGAAAUUUAUUCUGACACGCGUGCUCGGUUGCUUAUGCCAUCUGGUGGUGACUCUGGACACCCUCCUGAGACAGUUACAGAUGAACCCAUGGAAGUGACAGAAGCAGAACUUGCAGCAGUAGUUGCUGCGACAGAAAACCUUCCUGAAGAUGAUACACAGACCUAUUCGUCCCUGCAAAUGGCUAUGAAGAAUCCCGUUGUAGACCUGCUAGAAGCAGAUCGUGAUCGAUACGAAGACGUAGCUGCACCUGUUGUUCCUCCACUCAUUUCUAUUGCCCCUGUCCCUCCUCCACAUGGAAAACGUGAUGUACCACCACCAGUAACACCAGACGCAGGUUCUGAACGUCUGCCACCCCUGCCACCAAAACGUAGUAGGAAAUCUCCACCGGGGCGCCCUGAUCACCCACCACCACCACAGCUGCAGCAGCAGGUGCAUGCAUCUGUCCCACAAAUACCUAGUUCUGCCUCUCCCCCUGCGUCACCUCCUCCAACAGACCAACCCCUACCAGCUGAACCUCGCUCAGCCAAGCCAACACUUUUCCAGAAGCUUUUCUCAAAAAAGAAAAACCGUAAAGAUAGUACUGGUGGUAGGUCACGUGAAGGGUCUGCUCAACGGCAAUCAUCUCCUUCCCCUUCGCGACCUGAAGAGGAUGUCAUAUUCAUUCCCCUAACUGGGCAGCCUGAACUCACAGAAGCUGAGCAUUAUGCUCUGUACACUGACGUAGCGCCCCAUGCCACUGCAUCAGAAUUCGAUGAAAUGUCUUUCUAUUACAGCCCUGUGGAAGGUGGCCGUAUUCUUACACAACAGCAGAGCCAGCCUCCAGAAGCUCGACCACGUGAUAUUUUUGCUUAAUUGUGUUUCUGUUGUGGAUGUGGACAGCUCAUUUUUUUUGUUAAUAAGCUCCUUGCCAUUACAUUAGUUGAAAAUGUGGCAUAUUGUGUUCCCAAUAUAACUAUUUUGUUGCACCGUUUCUGUAUUUUUUUAGUUCCUAACUUCCCAGAUUGUCAAGUUUUAUUUUUCUGCUAGUCUUUCAUUCCAGCAGAUGGUCAUAGUGUUAAACAUUUGCUUUAUUUUUAUGAGUAGUGUUCCAAAUAUCUUGAAUAAUGACUUCCGAGAUGGAAAACAACAGAAGUCACAACUUACCUUGAAUAUACAUUUGGUGUAUUAUGCUGUACAGAAACUGGCACAGAACAAUAUACUGUGGUAUAUUAAAUGAAACUUUUUGACAAUUUUUGUGUUUAGCAUCCAGGUGAAUUCCUGGAACUAGAUGUUGAUCAGUGAAAUAGAAACAGCACGGAGCCCUGAUUUCUUUUUCAGUUGUUUGCUUUAACUUUACUCUCAAGGCAAUAACUUUAAAUUUCUUGUGGGUAUGUGUCAUGGACCUUUCCAAUUUACAUUAUAUUAAACAUCAUGAUGCUUCCCUGCUAGAGGCGCCAUAUGUUAUUGAAGCAUUUUAAGAUAUUUGCUAUUGUUGACAUAUGUUUUUACUUUGAUUCUAAGCCUACUACCGAAUUCCAGAAAUUGGAGAUUUUAUUGUUUCUGGCAGGUGGAAAUAUGUUUCAUAAGUACCUAAAUUUGUACAUGAAUCAAUAUUGAUGGACACACCUCCACAUCCAGUCUUCAGGAUUUUAUUACCUUGCUAAAUUAAUUUCUAUCAACAGAGCAUUAUUUAAAGUUAGCUGCUGCAUAACUCAUUUAUCAGUGCCAUUAAGCAGAAAUUGAUGGAAAAAGCAGUGGUGAGGGAAUUUCUCUUGUUUCCAUAAGAACUGUGUUACAGUGAGACAUAAAGCUUUGCAUACAGAGGUUUGAAAGAUGGUAUAUGUAUAUUGAAGCCUAUUUAGUCACAUGAAUUUUUGUUUACUUUUCCACAGAGAGUCUGUUAGGUUUUAGGUAUAAAAAUCCGUUCACACGCACAUGUUUAUCAGUGCUAUUUUGCUAUUUGGGAAUUUGUCUUCCAUGAAAUAGUGCAAAUGAAAAGUGAAGGGCUUCAUAAUAUGUUUGUCAUCUUGUAAGGCCUUUCUCAAAGGACUCCUUACAUGAUAUUUAAGAGAAGAAAAUGAAAAUAUUGUUUAAGAGAAAGUACUCUUUUCAUUUCUGGCAGUGAU
Schistocerca gregaria is the source of this 2476-nucleotide messenger RNA. RefSeq names its product embryonic polarity protein dorsal-like. The transcript has a single exon. NCBI's taxonomy places the organism in Eukaryota, Metazoa, Arthropoda, Insecta, Orthoptera, Acrididae. The coding region runs from base 90 to 1223 and encodes 377 amino acids. The record is from RefSeq and is a predicted model, not a curated record.